CAGCUCAUAAAGUCACCAGAGACCUCUGCUCUGUCAGAACAGCACAGCCAUGAGCCAGCCGAGCUCCCCGUCCUCCAGACCCGCACUCACAGUCCACCUGUUCCCCUAACACACAUCACAACACCAUGAAGAGGCAAAAUGCCAGGACCCUCGCCCUCAUUAUCUGCACCUUCACCUAUCUGAUCGUCGGCGCCGCGAUCUUCGACGCGCUGGAAUCUCGAAUGGAGACGACUCAGAGUUUGGAGCUUCACCAGAGGAAAGCGGGGCUGCUCAAGACGUUCAACUUGUCCACGGAGGACUUCGACGAACUGGAGAAGGUGGUACUGCAGCGGAAACCGCACAAAGCCGGAGUGCAGUGGAAAUUUGCUGGCUCCUUUUACUUCGCCAUCACUGUAAUUACGACUAUAGGAUAUGGCCAUGCAGCCCCCAGCACAGAUGGAGGAAAGGUGUUUUGUAUGCUCUAUGCCCUCCUGGGUAUCCCACUUACUCUGGUUAUGUUUCAGAGUGUGGGUGAGCGGAUCAACACUUUUGUUAGGUACCUGCUCCAUCGUCUCAAGAAGUGCCUUGGAAUGAGACACACUGAGGUCUCCAUGGCAAACAUGGUGAUCAUUGGUUUCAUAUCCUGCAUGAGCACACUAUGUGUGGGGGCCCUGGCCUUCUCCCAUUUUGAGGGAUGGAGCUUCUUUCAUGCCUACUACUACUGCUUCAUCACACUCACCACGAUUGGCUUUGGGGACUAUGUGGCACUGCAGAAUAAGCAUGCUCUUCAAACCAAGCCGGAAUAUGUGGCCUUCAGCUUCAUCUACAUCCUGACGGGUCUGGCUGUGAUUGGAGCCUUCCUUAACUUAGCAGUGCUGCGCUUCAUGACCAUGAACACUGAGGACGAAAAGAGGGAUGCUGAGCAUAGGGCUCUUCUCGCACAUAACGGUCUGGCAGGCGGACAUAUCAACUGCUCGGUAGACAUGGCGUCCUCCUCCUCCACCACACCAUCUGGGUGUGGAGGAGGGAGUGCAGUUGGAGGGAGUGGGGGAGGAGCAGCAAGCCGGGGUCUGCAAAAUGUUUAUGCUGAGGUACUUCACUUUCAGUCCAUGUGCUCCUGUCUUUGGUACAAGAGUAGAGAGAAGCUAGAAUAUUCCAUACCCAUGAUCAUCCCUCAUGAGCUCUCCACCUCAGACACAGAGGCUUUUUCUAACCCCUUCCAAUCUAAUGGUUGUGUAUGCAGUCAGCAGCACCACUCAGGCAUCAGCUCAGUGUCCACUGGCUUACACAGCUUCAGCACCUACAGAAGACUCAACAAACGCAGAAGCUCCAUCUAGAAACCAGGACUUCAUGUUUUAAUGUCAAGUCCCACUUUUGUGUACCAUUAAGUGAGGGAGGGCGUUCCUUUUGUGGCAUGUAAUUGGCUGUGGACAUCAAGGCAACACACCUCCAGUCCUAAAGAAAUGCACUACUCAUGACGUUUGCUGUGUUCAGGUACUGAAGAACCUCACACUGCAGCCUCCAGUCUCCAGUAAUAUUUAAUUUCAGUUAGCUAAGCACAACCCACUUAAGCCCCAGUAUUGUUGCUGAAGUCUUUGAGAAACAACGCUAAUGGUUGUCCAAGAAGCAUUCAUUACACCAAAUCUGAAACUGUAACUGUUCGAAGAUGGGGAAACACACACUUCUCAUCACCUUUGAAUAUUGAAUAUUUUAUUAUUUAGCUCAAUAUUUUCUCUCUUUAUGAAACACAAUUUUAUGUGCUAGGAUGAUAAGGGAUAAAUUACACUGUGAGAUAUGUUUUUAAGAACAAUAGAGAUGUAUUAACUGUGUAUAAUGCCCUGCUAUGAAAUAUUUUUCAUAUACACUUUUUCGAAAUGUGAAUCUUUGGUUUUAAGUUCUGUUACUUCGGUGAAAUUAAAAUGUGUACAUAUUUGUGCAUUUACACACGUGGACAAAAUUGUUGGUACCCCUCAGUUAAAGAAGGAAAAACCCACAAUUCUCACUGAAAUCACUUGAAACUCACAAAAGUAACAAUAGAUAAAAAUUUAUUGAAAAUUAAAUAAUCAAAAACAGCCAUUACUUUUGAAUUGUUGAUUAACAUAAUUAUUUUAAAAAACAAACUAAUGAAACAGGCCUGGACAAAAAUGAUGGUACCUCUAUAAAAGAUUGAAAACUAUUUGACCAGAGUGACAUGAUUAACUCAGGUGUGUCAUUUAAUUGACAUCACAGGUGUUUCCAAACUCAUAAUCAGUCAGUCUGCCUAUUUAAAGGGAGACAAGUAGUCCCCCUGCUGUUUGGUGAAAAGGUGUGUACCACACUGAACAUGGACAACAGAAAGCGAAGGAGAGAAUUGUCCCAGGACAUCCGAAAAAAAAUUAUAGACAAACAUCUUAAAGGUAAAGGCUAUAAGACCAUCUCUAAACAGCUUGAAGUUCCUGUGACAACAGUGGCUCAUAUUAUUCAGAAGUUCAAGACCC
Acanthochromis polyacanthus (spiny chromis) is the source of this 2456-nucleotide messenger RNA. It is a transcript of the gene kcnk3a, whose product is annotated as potassium channel, subfamily K, member 3a. Lineage: Eukaryota; Metazoa; Chordata; Actinopteri; Pomacentridae. The transcript has 2 exons. The record is from RefSeq and is a predicted model, not a curated record. The coding region runs from base 126 to 1316 and encodes 396 amino acids. Gene Ontology annotation, cellular component: membrane. Gene Ontology annotation, biological process: potassium ion transmembrane transport; stabilization of membrane potential. Gene Ontology annotation, molecular function: open rectifier potassium channel activity; potassium ion leak channel activity.